UGCCAUUCUUUCUCAUUCUGGUGCAACUUUAAACAUCAACAUCAACAUCAACAUCAACAUCAACAUCAACAUCAACAUCAACAUCAACAUCAACAUCAACAAACCAGUGAAGAAAAUAAUGCAGAACUCGAAAAUUUAAGGGAACAGAUGAGACGUGAUGUACAAAAUUACAAAAAAGAAAUCAUUAUCUCUGGUAUUUAUAAUGACACAUAUGAAUAUAGGCAUAUCAUUCUUCCCAAACAAAUUGCUCGUUAUCUCCCUGAUAAGAAAUACAAGAUCUUGUUACAAGAAAAGGAAUAUCGUCGACUAGAUGUGAACAUAUCAUUAGGAUGGCAACAUUAUAUGACUUAUAAACCCGAACCCAAUAUCCUCUUGUUAAGACGCAACUUUGAAGAUGCAAAAAGAGGCAUGAAAUUAGAAAAUUAUCAUCCACAGAAUACUAGACGCGUGCCGGGUUCAAACGAACUACUAAUAGAAUCAAUAAGGAAAAGUCAGAAGCAGUUCGAACAGUUGAAAAGCCGCUAUUACAACAAAUAGAAAGCCAAACAACUAUACAAGAUUAUCAUGAUGAUAAGAUACAAUCACCAUCUCCAAUGGAGCAACAUUCUUCCUAUUAUACUGGUGAUACUGAAAGCGAUGGCGAAUCCGAAGAAGAAACAAAGGAAUUUUCUACUCA
Halteromyces radiatus is the source of this 676-nucleotide messenger RNA. RefSeq names its product regulatory subunit of cyclin-dependent kinase. Gene Ontology annotation, molecular function: ubiquitin binding; cyclin-dependent protein serine/threonine kinase activator activity; histone binding. The record is from RefSeq and is a predicted model, not a curated record. Lineage: Eukaryota; Fungi; Mucoromycota; Mucoromycetes; Mucorales; Cunninghamellaceae. Bases 148 to 537 code for a protein of 129 amino acids. Gene Ontology annotation, biological process: regulation of mitotic cell cycle. The transcript has 5 exons. Gene Ontology annotation, cellular component: cyclin-dependent protein kinase holoenzyme complex; SCF ubiquitin ligase complex.